AUGGGAUUUGGAGAAACUUGGUGCCAAUGGAUCAUGUUCUGUGUUUCGAUUGUGUGGAUGUCUGUUUUGGUCAAUGGGACUCCAGCGGGGUUUUUUCCGACGUAUCAUUGUCUUCGGCAAGGGGAUCCUUUGUUGCCUUUGCUAUUUAUUUUGGUGAUCGAGGCAUUGAGCAAAUUGUUGGUUGGAGCAAUGCAUGAAGGUUUGUUGGAAGGUUUUGCUGUGGGAUCUUUGUCUAGGACUCCUAUUGGUAUAUCACAUUUAUUAUAUGCGGAUGAUGUUUUGAUUUUCUGCGGUGUUGAAGUGGAGCAGGUGGGAUAUUUGAGAUAUCUUUUGCUUUACUUUGAGGUGGUGUUGGGCCUCUGGGUUAACUUCAGGAAAUCGGAGCUCAUUCCGGUUGGGGAGGUUGAUAGGUUACCAAUUUUAGCAGCAGUCUUGGAAUGCAAGGUUUUGGUUUUGCCUGUGUUGUAUUUGGGCUUGCCGCUAGGGGCGUCGUUUAAGCAUCCCACAUACUUCAUGUCUGUGCACGUUAUUCCAGUGUCGGUGGCACGGCGGUUGGAGAAGUUUCAAAGGGAUUUUUUGCGGGGUGGUGGAGAGGAUGAGUUUAGGUAUCAUUUGGGUGAUUGGGGGCAGAUCUAUCAAUCUAAAAAAAAAUGGUGGAAUUUUGGAACUGGGAAGGGUUUUGGGUGGGUGAUGGGAGGAAGGUGCAGUUUUGGAAGGACAGGUGGUGUGGUGGGGUUUUAUUGGAGGAACCGCUUUCCUUUGAUUUUCAUAAUUGCGGUUGAUCGGGAGGCAAUGGUGGCAUCUUAUAUGGGGGACGGAGGUGUCGUCGUUUGGGAUGUUCAGCUUCGGCGACAGGUGCAAGAUUGGGAAGUUACUCAAUUGGUGGAGAUGUGGGGAUUUUUGUAUGGGUUGGGGAUUACUAGAGUGGGGCAAGAUGUUAUGGUGUGGAAUGGUGCGGGUGCAAAGGGGUGGUUUUCAGUUUUCAUUUUAUCGGGGUUUGGUGGGGGAAGUGGGAAGGGCUUUUCCUUAAAAGAGUAUUUGGGUGCUGGGUGUUCCGUCUAA
Camellia sinensis is the source of this 1062-nucleotide messenger RNA. The record is from RefSeq and is a predicted model, not a curated record. Lineage: Eukaryota; Viridiplantae; Streptophyta; Magnoliopsida; Ericales; Theaceae.